Molecule: messenger RNA, 378 nt
Organism: Eimeria necatrix
Lineage: Eukaryota; Apicomplexa; Conoidasida; Eucoccidiorida; Eimeriidae
Exons: 1
Coding region: 1-378 (125 amino acids)
Source: RefSeq, a predicted model, not a curated record
AUGUCAGUCAACAAAAUGCCGAGCGGGACACCAGCCCAUCAUCGCCACGCGGCUUCGAAGCCCACCGUGAGAGAGCGGCCGCAUACGCAUAAGGAAGCGCCCCCACAGGUGAUACCUAUGACCAAUGUUAUGCCAGGGGACAGUCCCUUCGUCACGUGGGACCAAUUCCAGUCCGCUAUGAGUGUGAUAAGAACUGUUAUAGGGGGGGCCGUGGACUCCGGCGCAACGACUCCCAUACUACCAGAAGACGGCAGCACUGUGCAGGCCUUUUUGCUGCGCAUCGAGCGCCGGUACACCCAGAUGGGGUUGGAACUGCGCGAGUGGGGAAAUGAACUUAUAGACCACCUUGUGGGGCUUUACCGUAUUGGAUGUAUCUAA